UCCUCAUCCACACUUUCAACACUCAAACGAUCUAUUCCACGUCUUUGGCUAACGCCCCUUGUUGUAACCACUACUACUUUUAACUCCUUAAUCAAUAACCCACAUUCACAAUGGCUGGCGGCGAUAUCAAGAAGGGUGCCAACCUUUUCAAGACCCGAUGUGCUCAGUGCCACACCGUUGAGAAGGAUGGUGGCAACAAGAUCGGACCUGCUCUGCACGGUCUCUGGGGCCGCAAGACCGGUUCCGUCGAGGGUUACUCUUACACCGAUGCCAACAAGCAGAAGGGUAUUGAGUGGAACGACGACACUCUCUUCGAGUACCUCGAGAACCCCAAGAAGUACAUCCCCGGUACCAAGAUGGCCUUCGGUGGCCUGAAGAAGGCUAAGGACCGCAACGACCUCAUUGCCUACCUCAAGGACUCCACCAAAUAAGCGACUACAAAUCGCGUGUAAUGUUACGACUUUCGAUAGAUGGGAACCGCCAAGGGGCGACUGUACUAUAGAUUUUUACACAGCACUUGUUAAGACAUGCCACGUGCUUUACCCAUUCCUAUCUCCUCUUUAUGCGUCUCCGUCCGAUACACUUUUUUGAAAGAAAGCCCGGCGUUGGAUGAGGCAAACGGGAAUGACAUGAGACAUUAGCACAUAAAAUGUCCGCCUCUUUGCAUUCAGAGAUUAUGUUUUGUUACGAUUAGACAGAGAUUAAAAGCAUCUCAAAUUCUCACCUCCUACCUCGA
Fusarium graminearum PH-1 is the source of this 736-nucleotide messenger RNA. RefSeq lists its product as uncharacterized. The record is from RefSeq and is a predicted model, not a curated record. Gene Ontology annotation, biological process: mitochondrial electron transport, ubiquinol to cytochrome c; mitochondrial electron transport, cytochrome c to oxygen. Gene Ontology annotation, molecular function: heme binding; electron transfer activity. Gene Ontology annotation, cellular component: mitochondrial intermembrane space. Lineage: Eukaryota; Fungi; Ascomycota; Sordariomycetes; Hypocreales; Nectriaceae. The coding region runs from base 111 to 431 and encodes 106 amino acids. The transcript has 3 exons.